AUGAGGACGCGCGCCCAGGCCGGCGCCGUCGAUACGGCUCUUAUCGCCCAGGCCUUCUCUAUCGAUGAGCCACAGCUCGACUCACUUCUGGACGCUCCUACCCAGGACCUAAUCAAGGACUUCCUGUCCACUCUGACCGCCAGAGCCAAGGACUUUGACAACCUCAAGGCAGACAAGCUCCGAUCCGAUGUCGAGCUUGAGAACACUGUUCGCGCCGGAGAAUCAAAGGUGAAAGCUCUCAAGGCCACUCUGAACAAGAACGCCCAGGAAAUACAGGACCUCCGCAAGUCUCUCGAUGACCAAUACAAUGCCCGUGCCGAGCUGCAGACUGAGCUCGACUCUGUAAAGGCUUCAUCGACCGAUUCGAACUCUGAGCUUGACACCCUGCGUGCCCGCAUCGCUUCUCUAGAAACUUCCAAUCGCGAAACUCUGUCCGUACUCGAAUCAAAGUCCACCGCUCACGACAAUCUCGCCCAGGAACUCGCUACUCAACAUCAGAAGAUUAUCUCUCUGCGUCGCGACAUCUCGGCUCUGGAAGAGAAGAAUCAGUCUUUGGAAAAUGCCGCCUCAAGUGCCAAGUUCAAGGAGCAAGCUCUGCAGCAAGAGGUGGAUCUGCUCAAGCGUAACAACGAAUGGCAUGAAUCUGAGCUCAAGACACGCACUACUGAACACACAAAGUUCCGCAAGGAAAAGAAUGCUCGUAUUUCUGAAUUGCAGCGCGCCAACGAGGAUGCCAAUGCCACAGCUGAGGCUUUGAAGCGUACAGAACAAACACUCCGUCAACGUCUUGAAGAGCUGGGCCAGAAGGCCGACGAUGCUUUUGCCAAAAUCCAACAAAUGCAAGAAGGCGCCUCAAAGGCUGAAGAAUCUUUCCGUGUCGAACUGGACAGCGCCCGUCGCCUUGCCGAGCUUCAGAAACAGAGUGCAGACACUGCCAAGGCACGUUUGCUGGAUCUUCAAAACAACAUCGACCAGAUCAAGGAAAACGCCGCAGAAGAAGUUGGUCAGCUCCAGGCCGAGAUUGAGACCGAGAGAGCCGACCGUGAGGCUGUAGAGGCCAAACUGGCCGAACUGGAGCUCGAGGUCGAGCGCCUCCAAGCUGCUGCCUCCGAGGCACAGAACAAUGUUUCCGUCCUGGCUACACCCAAACGUAACUCCAACGGUCUUGCACCUUCGACUCCUGGACGCGAUGGAUCGCCUGCUCUCUUCACACCUGGAUCAGCACGCAUGAAGGGUAAUAUGAGCUUCACUCAGCUCUACAGCGAGUACAGUACAAUGAAGUCCGACCUCGAAGCCGAGAAGCGCAGAAAUUACCUUUUGAGCAACGAGCUCGACGAGAUGAUUCGUGAUCUUGAGAACAGAGGGCCCGAGCAAGAGGAACUACGUGAGGAGAAGGAGCGUGUUGAGGCCGAGAUCCUCGAGAUGUCUUCAAUGCUCGAUUCAGCUUCUGCUGAACGUGACGAGGCACGCAAGGAAGCACGCAACCUCAAGGGCCAAACCGAAGGACUAUCCAGAGAAGGUGAUAUCCUCCGUCAACAACUUCGUGACCUCAGCGCACAGAUCAAGAUUCUUUUGGUCGAGAUGCAAGCCCGUGAUCAGGGGUUGGAAGCUCUCGAUGCAGCAGGCCAAAUGCAAUUGCAGAUGCUUGCUAAUGGCGAGCUUGAUGAUUCGGCCUCUGCUGCAGAGGAGACUUCAGCCGGAGCUCUGAUUAGCCAAAGACUAUUGCUCUUCAGAAAUGUUCAGGAACUUCAAGACCAGAACGUGCAGCUCCUGAAACUCAACCGCGGUCUUGCUGAUCGCAUGGAGGGCGAAGCUGCAAAGGCAAAGCAGUCCGAGACCGAGCAGGCCCUGCAAGAACUCGACGAACUCCGCGAUCGCGUUCAGAGACAUCAAGAUGAGAUCAAGUCGAUGACUACUCAGUGCGAGAGCAUUAUGCGUGAGCGUGAUAUGUUCAGACGUAUGCUCUCUCACCGCGGACAACUGCCAGCUGGCACCGAUCUGCAGGCGGCCUUUGGUCGUUCCGUCGGCCCAGUUCCAUCGACGCCUCCACCAGGCGGUAUGUCUCGAGAUGUGGAAGACACACCUCGUUCUAAGGAGUUGUCCGACUACUCCAAGCUCCUGAAGGAGAUGCAGAACCAUUUCGAUGCCUACAGACAAGAGGCUGCAACGGACCACAGUACACUCAAGCAGCAGGUCGACAAGCUUGCUCGUGAAAAGGGCGAGCUGCAAGGAGAGGUUGCCCGCACUGGUGGCCAGAUCACACUUGCCCACGAACGUUACGGAAUGCUGCAAGCCAACUACGAUAUGCUCAAAUCAGAAAACUCGGAACUGCAAAAGCGAUCUCAGUCUCUGGCCGAAGUGGCGGCCAAGCAGGACCUCCGUACACAGCAGGUUGCGGAGGAGCUUGUUGAGGCACGUACUCUUGCUGACAGCAUGCGCAACGACACGGCCAACCUCAAGGCAGAGCGCGAACUCUGGAAGAAGAUUGAAGCCCGCAUGACCGAGGAUAACCGCUCGCUUAUGGACGAGCGUAGCCGCCUCAACAAGAUGAUUGCCGACCUUCAAACUUUACAGAACGAGCGUGAGCUGGCCGAGUCAGAAACCAGACGGAGGUUACAAAACAGAGUCGAAGCACUAGAAACAGAAAUUGACGCCACCAAGAAGAAGUUGGAGUCCGAGGUUGACGAGAGCAAGAAGGCCGCCCUGAGAAGGGAAUAUGACCAGGAGCAGAGUCGAACUAGGAUUGAUGAUCUGGUCAAGAGUCUGUCUGGUGUCCGUGAGGAACUUAUUGCAGCCAAGACGACACGCGAUCAACUCCAAUCCAGAAACCUUCAAUCCGUCCGCACUGAGUACAAUCAGCUCAGGACUGAGGUUGCUGCUAUCAAGGCUGAGGCCGAAACCGCCAAGGUCACUUUGAGCCAGAGCGAGGAAAGCUGGACUGAAGUGAGAGAACGAUACGAACGUGAGUUGACCGAAGUCAGACUUGGCCGCGAAGAUUUGAAGGCUCAGAACAAGCUUCUCCACGAACAGCUUGAAUCUGUGAGCGGCCAGAUUUCUGAACUGCAGCACAAAAAGACAGCACCCGAGGUUGAGGAGGAAGACUCUGGAGAGGCCCACGGCUCCGAGUUCGAGAAUCUCCAGGAAGUCAUCAAGUACUUGCGUCGCGAGAAGGAGAUCGUAGACGUUCAGUACGAGUUGUCUACUCAGGAGAGCAAGCGUCUCCAGCAGCAGCUCGAGUACGCACAGACACAACUCGACGAAACACGACAGAAGCUCGGUGAGGAACGCCAGCAGCACGCCGACCACGAAGCCAACACAGUCAGCCACAACAAGCUCAUGCAAACUAUCAAUGAGCUCAACGUCUUCCGUGAAAGCAGCACCACGCUUCGCCAGGAGGCGAGACAAGCCCAGACACAACUUGCAGAGAAAUUGAAGGAGAUUGAAAGUCUCACUAGCCAGAUCCAGCCUCUUCAGACUCGCAUCCAAGAGGUCGAGAAUGAGCUCGAGACCAAGGAAGGCGAGAUGAAGUUGAUGCAAGAAGACCGCGAUCGCUGGCGAGACCGUACACAAAACAUCAUUUCCAAGUACGACAGAGUAGACCCUGCCGAGAUGGAGGCGAUGAAGACACAGAUUUCCGACCUUCAAGCCGAACGCGAUCAACUGACAACCGAGAAGCAAGAGCUUCAGACCAAGGUUGAUGCCGUUCCAGGAGAGCUGCAGCAGAUCAAGGACGACGCCGACAAGCUAUGGAAGGAACAGAAGGCCAGAUUUGUUGAGCAAGCGAAGGCAAGAUCUCGUGAGCAGAGCGCAAAGAUCAAAGAGCUGGAGAAAGAGCUUGAAGGCAUCAAAGAAGAAAAGGAGCAACUUGGCCAGGAACUCGUUCAGGUCAAGGAAGAGCUUGAGUCGACCAAGACCGCCAGAGAUGAAGCUGUGGCUGUUGCUGAGGCCGCAUCUCAGCAGGUGACAGCUCAAUCACAAGCCGAGGAGGGUCAGAUCCAGGAAGAUGGUGAAACUGAUGCAUCGGCGCACGCACUGGAGCAGUCAGAGGCAAGAGCGUCCGAGGAAGCUGCAAAGGCUGCUGGUCUAGCUACGCAGGUUGAGGCUCUUCAGGCAAGAAUCUCCGAGCUUGAGGGUCAAGUGAACGAGCUCCAGCAGCAACUUGAGACCAGUGCAGCUAGUAUCACAGAACUGCAGAACCAACAACAACCAAUCUCCGAGGCAGUGCCUGAAUCUGGCGAGAACACUGAGCACUUGGAGAAGUUGAGACAAGAAUUGGCUGCUGCACAGGAGGAAGUAGAGUCGUUGAAGGCCGCUGCAACCAAUACUGCAUCUACCGACACUGUCUCUCAAGAUGCGGCACCACAGCCCUCGGAUGCUGAAACCGCUGAGGCCAAGUCGGUUGCAGAACAGGUGGAAGAGCAGGUCGCACAGCUUCGCGCCCAGCUCGAGGAGCAGCACAGCCUCAGCCAACAGCAGCUCGAAACUCUCUACAACAACCGCACCAAUCUAAUGAAGCAGAAGCUGAACCAGAAACUUCGAGACGACAAGGAUAAGUUCAAGGAAGAGGGUCGCCAAGAAGCUCUGAUCAAGCACAGUGAAGAGCUGCAAAAGCUUCGCCAAGAGCACGAGGCCACCAUUGCACAGCUCAAGGAGGAGCAUCGCCUCGAAGUCGAACGACUCACCAAGGAGGGCCAGCUUGCUGUGGAUCGCGCGCAAGCCAAGGAGCAACCUGAAGCUUCUAUGGAACAAGCACCAAGCCAGCCUCCUACCACCACUGCAGCCACAACUUCAACUUCGACUGCUGAAAUCGACCCAUCACAGUUGACUUUCACUGAUGAACAAGCCCGUACACUGGUUGGUAAGAAUACCGUGAUUAGGGGCAUUGUCGCCAGAAACAUCCAGAACAAGAUUGCUCAAGAGACUGCCAAGCUCAAGGAAGAGCACGAAAAGGUCUUGCAAGAAAAGGCCGAAGAAGCCAAGAAGGAAAGAGAACACGCCUUGCAAGAGAAGACUGAAGAGGCUAAGAAGGCGAGCGAACAAGCCUUGUUGAAAGCUGUCAAUAUGGAAACAAUCAAGCAAAAGGCUAAGCUUGGUAUGGCAGAAGGUCAGACGAGAGCUGCUAAAGCCAAGCUGGAAGUUGUCGAAAAGGCUGCUACAGAGACACCACAGCGACCAGUCGUCGAAGUGUGGGAGGUCGCUAAGAUCGCCAAACCCGCUCCUGCGGUAGCUGCGCAAGUGAACAAACCACCAGCUCAAUCUCCUAUGAGCUCCCCGUUCAAGGCAACCGGUCCCGGUCUGCCGCAAUCGCCAGGCAUGGCGCCUCCUCAGGCUACUCAAUCUGGCCAGCCCACUCCUAACAGCCAAGCUCCUCAAGACAAAAUGCAAGCAAGGAUGCAGAAGUUUGGAGCACAAACCCAGUCGCCGCAACAGGGCUCCUCCUUUGGUCAGCCCAGCUUCUCGCCGAACCAGACUUCUUCUGAGGCUCAACCCCAAGCCACUGUUCCCCCAUCGGCGAACAACGGUAUGACACAAUCCCAAGGUGCAGCCGGUACGCCGCCGCAGACUCCUGGCGCGCCUCUGAGACAAGUAUCUGGUCAACAAGCCGCGGGACCUGGACCAGUGCGUGUUCCUUCUUUGAGCGGCAUCCCUUCCGGAAUUCCAAGCGGUAUUCCCACUGGUAUCCCCAGGGGUGGUGGCAGCAUGCUCCCUCGUGGCGGCGGUGCUUUCCGCGGCAGAGGUGGACUUGUACAGCCCGGAGCACAAAAUGCUCAAGGUCAGGGCAUCAGUGUCCAAGGUGCUGCCGGCCAAACUCAACGUGGAGGUCUUCCUCGCGGCGGAGGGAUCGGCAGAGGUAGAGGCGGAGGCCGUGGAGGUAUGAAUCCUGGUGCGCAACAGUUUGCACCUGGUACACCUGGUCUGCAAGGAAACAAGCGUCCACACGAGGGCGGUGACGAGGGAGCUGGAAAGAGGAUGAGAGGCGGAGCUGGAGCAGGCGCUUAG
This is a messenger RNA of Aureobasidium pullulans EXF-150, 6000 nucleotides long. RefSeq lists its product as uncharacterized. Gene Ontology annotation, biological process: mRNA export from nucleus; protein import into nucleus. Gene Ontology annotation, molecular function: structural constituent of nuclear pore. NCBI's taxonomy places the organism in Eukaryota, Fungi, Ascomycota, Dothideomycetes, Dothideales, Saccotheciaceae. The transcript has 4 exons. Gene Ontology annotation, cellular component: nuclear pore. The record is from RefSeq and is a predicted model, not a curated record. Bases 1 to 6000 code for a protein of 1999 amino acids.